Molecule: messenger RNA, 561 nt
Organism: Mustela lutreola (European mink)
Lineage: Eukaryota; Metazoa; Chordata; Mammalia; Carnivora; Mustelidae
Product: testis-specific Y-encoded protein 3-like
Exons: 6
Coding region: 1-561 (186 amino acids)
Biological process (GO): nucleosome assembly
Cellular component (GO): chromatin; nucleus
Molecular function (GO): histone binding; chromatin binding
Source: RefSeq, a predicted model, not a curated record
AUGCGUGACUCCUCCAGGCCCGCCCUGCCGCGCGCCGCUCGGCUGCGGCACCCACCGCCCCGGGUCCCUCUGUCGCAGGCAGAGCCGGUGCCGCGGCCCGACACAGCCGGGGCCGCCCUUGCCGCGCUGCAGGUGGUUCAGGAAGCGCUCUGCUCUGUGGAUGUCCAAGCCACCAGGGCCUACCUGCGGCUCAAGCGCAGGAUGAAUCAGAAGCGGAGUGGUCACCUGGCUCGAAGGAGGGCCAUCAUCCAGGGCAUCCCUGGCUUCUGGGCACGCGCCAUCCUGAAUCACCCCCAGUUAUCAGCUGUGAUAGGUGACCAGGACACAGACAUGCUCAGCUACAUGACCAAUUUAGAGGUGGAGGAACUGGGUCGUCCCAAGUACCGCUGCAGGUUGAUGUUUUACUUUGGGAGCAACCCCUACUUCCAGAACGACGUGAUCGUUAUGGAGUAUUACCUUAGCAUCGGCCGGUCCAACAGGAUCGCCGGGAUCAUCAUCGAGAACCUGUGGCCCCAUGCCUUGCAGUACUACCUGAGGCAGGAAGGCGGCCUCUGGGAAUGA